This is a messenger RNA of Trichoderma harzianum CBS 226.95, 366 nucleotides long. RefSeq lists its product as hypothetical. The record is from RefSeq and is a predicted model, not a curated record. Gene Ontology annotation, molecular function: racemase and epimerase activity, acting on carbohydrates and derivatives. Bases 1 to 366 code for a protein of 121 amino acids. Lineage: Eukaryota; Fungi; Ascomycota; Sordariomycetes; Hypocreales; Hypocreaceae. The transcript has 2 exons.
AUGAAGCAAAAGAACCCGGGCCGCUGGUUUGCGCAGACGGUUAAGCUCAAGAAGGACCGCGUGGAGGAAUACAAGGCCUGCCACGCCAAGGUGUGGCCCGAGGUGCUGAAGCAGAUCAAGGACUGCAACAUUGAAGACUACAGCAUUUACUACGACGACGAGAUGGGCCUCCUCUUUGGCACGUUUAGGUACAUUGGCUACGAUUACGCGGGAGACAUGGAGAAGAUGGCGGCGAACCCCAAGGUGCGCGAGUGGUGGAAGAUGACGGACGCCAUGCAGGAGAGUUUGGUCAAGGGCGCUGUGAGCUCGGAGGCGGGAGAGCCGUCGUGGUGGAGACCGUUGGAGCAGGUGUUUUUCCAGCCGUAA